This is a messenger RNA of Bipolaris sorokiniana ND90Pr, 336 nucleotides long. RefSeq lists its product as uncharacterized. The transcript is spliced from 3 exons. The annotation marks the transcript as partial. The record is from RefSeq and is a predicted model, not a curated record. Lineage: Eukaryota; Fungi; Ascomycota; Dothideomycetes; Pleosporales; Pleosporaceae.
GUAAUAAACGAUAGGAAAGAGCUUAAAGCCUUAAGAGAAUAUAUAAGUAUAUAUAUACCCCUAUAUAUAAGAACUAAACUUAUUAAGACUCUAUAUAAGUCUCUAGAAUAUAGACACGUAUGUAUAGAUAAAAUAGUUAGACGACUAGCUAAGAUAUUUACAAUACCACGCUUGCGAGCGAAGCUUAUGCGAGAAUUAUAUAAAGAAUUAAGUAUGCGAAUCUACUCUAUCUUUUAUAAGAAACUCUUAGAACUAGUACCUCUAGAUACUAAGCUAGUAAUAGAUAUAGAGCUUAAAGACGACGAGUACAAGGUUGAGAAAAUUAAGAACCUGUAG